CUUAGUUGUUUUGAUUUGGGAUCGUUAUAUAUGCAUAAAUGUAUGAGAUAAUCAAUGAGAUAUAAUUGAAUCUGAACAAGAAGAUCUGAACUUAACUAACAUUUUAGAUUUCCAAAGUAUGCGGAAAUCUCUUAAGUCUCGUUCAGAGAGUUCUACCAGUUCAUCUAUUGCCGCUGAAAGACUUGCUGAUUAUCGCGGGGGCUGCAGCAGUUCGGCUGCCGCCACAAGCUCUGGCAAUACAGCCGCGUUUGGUUCUGUUAGCCCUAAUCUUAGUCCUAAUACCCCUGAUGGUGAAAAUACCAGCACGACUAAUCAAGGAUCAAGAUCAAACUCUACAUGUUCCACUCUAAUAGGUAGAACAAACAUGUCUCAUGAUUCCAAUGAAUCAGUGCUGUGUAAUCAGCUAGAACAAUCGACGAUUUCAAGCUCUAAAGAAGCUGGCAAAGAAAAGAAAUUGAGCUCGGGUUCUUUAGGAAGAGAUGAGAAGAGUGCAGACUUUUCUGCUCGCCCAAAGCAAGUGACAGUCACUCACCCAGGAACAAAUAAAGCCAAGAGGACUUCAAAGAAAAAGGGUUCUAUCCAGGCUGAUUUGGAUGUUGCCAAAGAAUUUUUACGUUGUAAGGAAGAGGGUGCAACAAGAUUGGAUUUAAGUAAAUCUAAUAUAAGUGUUCUUCCAUCAUCAGUGCGAGAUUUAACUCAUCUGACUGAAUUUUAUUUGUAUGGCAACAAACUAACUUCAUUGCCAGCUGAAAUUGGCUGUCUGGUAAAUUUGAGAACACUGGCUUUGAGUGAGAAUUCAUUGACUAGUUUACCUGAUACCCUUGUAAACUUAAAGUCUUUGAAAGUUCUAGAUCUAAGACACAAUAAGCUCAAUGAGAUACCUGAAGUGGUGUAUAAACUUACAUCUUUAGUCACUUUAUACCUGAGGUUUAACAGAGUGCGUUAUGUUGGAGAAGAAAUUUCAAAUCUGACUAAUCUUACUAUGUUGAGCCUGCGUGAAAAUAAAAUUCAGUUCCUGCCUGCUGGUAUUGGGAAGUUAACUCAGCUGGUAACGUUUGAGGCAUCUAAUAAUCAUUUGAAGCAUUUACCUCCUGAAAUUGGAAAUUGCACACAGUUGUCAACGUUAGAUGUUCAUCACAAUGAAUUAGCAGACAUUCCUGAAACUUUGGGAAAGUUGGUAAAUCUUACCCGCCUUGGUUUAAGGUACAAUCAGUUGUCUGAAAUUCCAAAAUCUCUUAGUCAGUGUGUAAAUAUGAUGGAAUUCAAUGUCGAAAAUAAUAACAUAGCAGAAUUACCUGAAGGAUUGCUGUCCAGUCUUUCAAAUUUGACAAGUCUCACCUUAUCUCGAAACUGUUUUACAUCAUAUCCUGUUGGUGGACCUUCUCAGUUUUGUAGUGUAUAUACUGUAAAUUUAGAACAUAAUCAGAUCAGCAAAAUACCUUUUGGGAUUUUUUCACGUGCAAAAAAUUUGAACAAGUUGAACAUGAAAGAAAAUAAAAUAUCUUCCUUACCUUUGGAUAUUGGAACAUGGACAAAUAUGGUUGAGUUAAAUUUGGGUACUAACCAAUUAACAAAAAUUCCUGAUGAUAUUCAGUUGCUGCAAUCACUUGAAGUUCUCAUUUUGAGCAAUAAUUUGCUUAAACGGCUCCCUGCAACAAUUGGUAAUCUUAAAAAGCUGAGAGUCCUUGAUCUUGAAGAAAAUAAACUUGAAAGCAUCCCAAAUGAUAUUGGUUACUUAUGUGAGCUUCAAAAAUUAAUAAUUCAAAGUAAUCAAUUAACAAGUCUCCCAAGAGCCAUAGGAAGGUUGUCAAAUCUUACGUUGUUAAAUGUUGGUGAAAAUAAUCUUGCUAGUCUUCCAGAAGAAAUUGGAACACUGGAAAACUUGGAAACUCUUCUAAUAAAUGAUAAUCCUAGUCUUCAUCAUCUACCAUUUGAACUGGCUUUAUGCAAUAGCUUGCAAAUCAUGGGAAUAGAGAAUUGCCCAUUGUCUCAGAUACCACCUGACAUUGUUAAUGGUGGACCAUCAUUAGUCAUUCAAUUUCUGAAGAUGAAAGGUCCGUAUCGUUCAAUGUGACCCUCUAAACAUCCAGAAUCUGAUUGUGCUGCUGGUUUUAUGUGUUUCAAACCCUUAUUGGACCAUAUCAGAUGUCUUUGUGAAAUGUAAAAGCUUGAUUACUGAAAAAACUGAGAAAGCUCCUUCUGUGUAGUUUGCUAUCCUGCUCACAAUUGUGCUCAGUUGUAAACUUAUAUGUAUUUUUGCUGCACUGUGUAAGAGGACUUAGUGUUUAAAUGUUAAAUGUGCAUGCUAAGUGUCCUCAUAUAAAUGAGAUGUCAAGCUGCAUUCCAAAGUUCAGAUUGCAAGUCAUACAUACAUAUUGAAAUUUUAUGAAGUCCUUUUUAUAUUGUUCAUUUAUUAUAUAUUUAUAUAUACAUAUACUUAUAAUAUUUUCAUUUCUAAAAAUGUUUGCUGGAUCUCUGAAGAUACUCUGUGAAAAAUAUGCACAUUGCACUAUGUAUUUAUGUGUGUCUUUUCUGAACUAAUACCCUGGUAUAAAAAAUGGCUGGUAACUGUAUGAGUGUAUAUAUAUUUAUAUGUAUGAAUGGUGGAAUGUCUGGGCGGAGCAAAAUGAAAAAUACCAGUGGUUCGCGAGUGAAGCAAAUAUUUGAUUGUUUAGAUUGUAUACAUACAAAACAUUCUGGAAUAUUUAUGUACCGAAAUUUAGAAAACAGUCAGUGCAUGUAAUAUAUUGCAUUUGAAGACUUUUUAGCAUAGCAUUAAAGGGGACAAUAGAAUAAUUAUCACAGUUUUUGUAAUGCAUACUAACUGGGAUUGAACAAGAUGUCUUUCACUGCUGUAAAAUAUAAGUACUACUCUUGAGGGUAGUAAUUUAUUCAUGUCCAAGAUAUAUUUGGCGAUUAGAUUAUGAUACCUAUUGAGGUUCUUUUGUGUACCACAAAUUAUGUGCUUCAUACUGUGCAUAUUACAUGUUUGUGCAAAAUUCCUUGCACUUAACAUCUAUGUGAAAUUCCUUUCACUUAUCAUCUUUACAAAUGGCUGUUAUUGGUGUAUGGAUUUUUUGGAUAAAAUACUCAUGUUUUUUAAAGCUCAUUAGCAGUUUUGUAUAUUAUUCUGUGAGAGCUUUAUUCGUUAAAAAUCUCUUAAGUUUUCCGAAAUCGCAAAUUUUCUUUAAUCUUAAAAAAUUGUAAAAUCAUUUUUAUAUUGUUAUUACUAAAUGUAGUUUGACAGCAUUCUAUUAAAUGAGCUGAAAUCGAUUUCUGAAAUUUCAUCAAAAGAACACUGAAUGAGGAAGUUAUAGUUGUAUAAUUUUAGUUCCAUAUUAGAAAUAACAGUUCAAUGAUAUGAUAAAUGCAUAUGAAACAUGGCUAUAAAGUGUAACCGCACUGACUAUAUGCAGAAAUUUGUAUUUUUUAAUUGAAAAUCUUCUAACCCAGGUGCUUCAAAACUAAUGGGUAGUGUAUAUUGAGCCAAGAAUAGUGAAGUUAUUUGGAAAGCCGGUAUGGUAUUAAAAGAUUUAAGGUUUUGUAAUUAAACGUGAAGCUUCUAAAUGUUUUUUGUAUUUAUCAGUCAUAGCUAUUGCCAUGUUAAUCUUAUUUUGCUAUCUUUAAAUCAAAGUGUAAGGAUUACAAUUCCAUGAAAGGAAGUGUCUUGCGUGUUUAGCCGUACUUAAGAUUGAAUUUUAAUGCUUUUUUAAUCGUAUAUUAAACAUCAAGUCCUGUAAAUGCGCAUAUUUUAUAUUUUUUUUCCCUCGUACAAUAUUACUUUAACCCUUUUAACCCCUUGAAUUUGUUUCAGUUUUUAUUGUAAUACUAAAUACUCUUAAGUUAUCUCAAUAUCAUGGAUAAUAUGAAAUCAAUGAAUUUUUGCAUUAAAUUACUGCUCUUAAAUGUCCAAAAAAGUGUGCUCCAAAUGAAAAAAAAAAAAAAAAAAAUUGUACUCAAAGGGUUAAGAGUUAGUACUUUUCCUUUUCUCCUUCUAGCUAUAUACAAAAUCAUAAUACUUAGAUUUACGAGUACGAGGAUGUUUAGUUGAUUAUAUUGCUCUGCAGUAGAACUCUUGUCAUUCAUUUAAUGCAGAUAGGAGGUUGUGAAAUUAUUUAAAAUGAGAGUUCAUCGAUUUGGAUAUAGGUGCUCUAACAUAAAAUUUCCAUUAAUGAAGUUAUAUAAAUCGCCGAAUAUUUCUCCAUUUUCAUAACACUUUGUAUAGAUAAAAUAAUUUUCUUUCUUAAAAAUGUGGUAAAAAUAAGUCCCCCAUACUUAUCGGUAUUUCAGAUAAGAAGUGCAGGAAUGAAAUGUCCAAUGUAUAAACGAAUUGUCCUUAAUAACGCACAAAAGAGCUAAUUUGAGUUUGACAUCAUGUAGAAUCUUAUGGCAGUGGGUUGUUUGUUAAAUAUUGUCAAUUUUUCAUAAUUAGACCUAACGGUGCAUACAAUUACAUCCCAUAAUGCAUUCACAUGGAAAAAUCCUGUUGGGUUUGUCUCUUAAUGGUUGACUAUUGAUGUUAACGAGUGAAAAAGUAUGAUGUACCUCAUACACCAGCUGGGUAGCUUUUUAGCAUUUAUUUUGGUUUUUUGGGGCAUUCAGUUCUUUCAGAAAGUGUAAAAAUUGAAAUACUCUCGAUUCAAACAAAUCUUAAGCAGGGGAAGAGUAAUAUACAUUGUCAUAAUACUUAUUCUUUCAUGAUUUUAGAGGUUCUACUGUGUUGAUUUUAAGGUUUUUGCUGUAAGUGUUUAUUAGAAAUGGUAUUAACGAGAAUGUUGCAGUUUGACACCAUAGUAUACUUAUCUUUUAACAAUUAUAAAAUUUAAACAUCCCAUAAUCUCAAUUCUCUAAUUAGGGUUAAGGAUGGUUAGGAUGUUUAAGAGUUGAGUGAUGCAAUGUUAUAUCUGUGAUAAGAUGCUGAUGGGGGAAAACUCGGAAAUUAAAUAAGUCCGAUAACUAAGUUUGAUUAAUCUUUUCACAGAUUGGAUGCUCGUUUAAACGUUUAUAGUUAUGAUUCAUUUAGAUAAUGAUCUGUUUUUCUGCUUAAAGUAGUUAUAUUUAGAAUUCGUAAUGUUUCUUUUGAAAUGUUGGGCAUUCAUUUAUUAAUAUGCUGAGUUCAAUUAAUUGUUUUCUCAUUAUGGAAUGUCAUAUUAGCAUUGCUCUGUUAUGAUUAUUUAAAGUGAGUUGAUUAUUUUCAGUAAAUUGAUAUAUAAAAGAUUUUCAUAUCAUUAUGUACUUGGAUACUACGUCAUACAAAAUAAUAGUGAAAAUCUGGACGGUUGUAAGGUCUCUAUCGUCUGGUAGUAAAAGUUAGCUUGCAUGCUUUAUUUAAAGAACUGUGGGUCCAACACCUUAAUGUCUCCUUUUUUGAUAUCAAGACACGUACGGAAAUUGAAUUUUGCAAUGGAUGCGUUUGUUCUAAUGGGCAAGGAUUUUAUGGGUAAUUUAUUGUUAAUUUUCAGUCUGCCUGUGUGUGUGUGUGUUUUAAUUUUCAGAAAAAUCCAUAUUAAUUGAAAUGAUAUCUGGCAUUUCAUUUACAAGCAAUAGCUGUAUAAACUUACCUUUUUAUUAUUUUUUCCUUUGUCUUUUUUUUUUUUUUUUUCUCUAUCUUUUGAGCAAAUUUUACCUGUGAUAUGUUCUUUUUCUUAUUUCGUGGUUUUUACUUAAUUUAGUAACUGUAACUAACCGAAAACAUGACUUGCUUUACAUCUCCGCCUUUUUUAACCCAUCUUUUCAAUGUUAAGAGUAUUGGCGUUUAUCGACUUGCCCUCCCCCUGCACACAUUUAAAUUGGACGCGCAUGCUUUUUUGUAAUCAUCUUAUUCGCAAACCAAAAUUUUCGAAAAUAAUUUAAUCUUUUAGUGUUUUUCGUAUUGCUUUUUCAUAUUAACUUAUAUAUUUUAGUAGCAUCCUAUUGCUUUUUUUUUUUUUUUUUUUUUCCAGAAUUGAUUCCAGUUAAGUAUUUAACAGAAAUUCAGUACAUUCUCAAAAUACGUUAGUAGCACUAAUAUCAUUGAUUGUUUAUGACUAAACUAAUUCAUAAUUUAUACAUUUAUUAAAGAAGACUUUUCAUUUAAUAUAUUUUCUGAAUAUUCCAACUGAUAUUAGGUUAGUUUUCAAUGAAUUUUUACGUAUUUCCAUAAUAUAUGAAGUUUCAAGGGGAAACAAGAUCGAGUCUUGUCAGAAAACGUAUUGUGACGAGUUUUUAAAAUGUUUUCUGAAAGAUUAUUGCAUUCAAAACCAGAUUUUGUAAAAAGAAUUAGAAUUAUUUUCAAAAAUACUUUUUGAUUUUUACAUCUUGGAACUUUUUCCAAUGCUUUUCAAACAAAAUACUUUACGCAAUAAUUCAUUUGAUUUGUUAAGCUCUUCUUACUCGGUUGGUCCUAAAUAUUUGAAAAUUCUAAGCUGAAAGAAGCAAGUAAUAUCUAUGACAAAAUAUUUCUGUAUGAAAAAUAGGCCUUGAUUAAAUUGUAUAGCUAUUUUAUUAACAUUUGAAGUAACUUUCAUGCGAUUAAUUAAUAAAUAUCAUGCAGUUAAUUUUUAAACAAUAAAUUAAUUGCAUGAUAUUUAAUUUUUGCAACAACUCUGAAAUGUAAUUUUUACUUAAAAUUCCACUAUUGUAUUUUUUCCUAUAAACUCAAUACAUAUCAUUUUUUUUU
Molecule: messenger RNA, 6658 nt
Organism: Argiope bruennichi
Lineage: Eukaryota; Metazoa; Arthropoda; Arachnida; Araneae; Araneidae
Product: leucine-rich repeat protein soc-2 homolog
Exons: 14
Coding region: 119-2074 (651 amino acids)
Molecular function (GO): protein binding
Source: RefSeq, a predicted model, not a curated record